AUGAUCACAAUUCGGUCUAGUCGCGAUGAAGAUAUUCAUCGUAUUACUGAAAUCUAUAGUUAUUAUGUCUUGAACACAACAUACACAUUCGAAAUUGACCCACCAUCAGCUGAAGAAAUGACGAAACGACGAAUCGAUGUUCUAAGCAAACAUUUACCUUACUUAGUUGCUGAACAAGAUGGUUUAGUUGCGGGUUAUGCGUCCUGUAAUUGGUUUAAGCCACGCGCAGCUUAUCGUUUUGCAGCUGAAUUGUCAAUUUUUCUGCAUCAUGAUGCCUGUGGAAAAGGUCUCGGUCGACAAUUAUUGAAUGCUUUAAUCGAAAAAGCUGAGCUGGCAGGUAUUCGAAAGCUGAUCGCGGUUAUUGGCGACUCGAAAAAUGAAAGAUCUCUUGCUCUGCAUCGAGCAGCUGGCUUUUCUCACGUGGGCACUUUCAAGUCAUGUGGGUGGAAGUUUAAUCGGUGGCUCGAUGUUUAUCUUAUGGAUAAAACCAUAGGAGAAGGUGGUACUACUCCUCCCGAAUGA
Messenger RNA from Adineta ricciae, 522 nucleotides. NCBI's taxonomy places the organism in Eukaryota, Metazoa, Rotifera, Eurotatoria, Adinetida, Adinetidae. The record is from the annotation of a GenBank genome assembly.